Molecule: messenger RNA, 2324 nt
Organism: Oenanthe melanoleuca
Lineage: Eukaryota; Metazoa; Chordata; Aves; Passeriformes; Muscicapidae
Gene: SERBP1
Product: SERPINE1 mRNA binding protein 1
Exons: 9
Coding region: 137-1417 (426 amino acids)
Cellular component (GO): nucleus; cytoplasm
Molecular function (GO): mRNA 3'-UTR binding
Source: RefSeq, a predicted model, not a curated record
CCCCGCGGAAGUGCCCGGAUGUGGCCGCGCCGGAAGAGAAGCGCGUCUCCUUAGGGCCCGCCAUCUUGUGCGGCAGAGAGCAGGGCGCGGGGGGCCCGGUAGCAUCCGCGCAGGAUCCCGCCGACGGGGGCCCAUCAUGCCCGGACACCUGCAGGAGGGCUUCGGGUGCGUCGUCACCAACCGCUUCGAUCAGCUCUUCGAUGACGAGUCCGACCCCUUCGAGGUGCUGCGCGCGGCGGAGAGCCGGAGGAAGGAGAGCGGCGGCGGCGGCGGCGGGAGCCAAGCGGGCGGCGGAGCCCGCGGCCCUGCGGGCGCCCAGAGCGGCUCCUCGGGCGGCGCCGGCGGAGCAGGCCAGGCGGGCGGCGGCGCGGGCAGCGCGGCCAAGCAGCUGCGCAGGGAGUCGCAGAAAGAACGCAAGAACCCGCUGCCGCCCUUCGCCGGCGGGGACCGCCGGGAGGAUGGCGGGGGCCAGCCCGGAGCGCCGCUGCGGAAGGAGGGGAUAAGGAGGAUUGGCAGGAGGCCUGAUCAGCAGCAGCAGCAACAGCAGCAGGGCGAGGGCAAACCCAUCGACAGGAGACCCGAGCGACGACCUCCCCGCGAGCGCCGCUUCGAGAAACCCGCCGAGGAGAAGGGCGAGGGAGGAGAGUUCUCUGUGGAUAAACCCAUCCUGGACAGGCCCAUGCGUGGCCGUGGCGGGCUGGGCCGGGGCCGUGGCCGCGGGCGCGGGAUGGGCCGAGGCGACGGAUUCGACUCGCGCGGCAAACGGGAAUUCGACAGACACAGCGGCAGCGAUAGAUCUUCUGUUUCACAUUCACAUUUCAGCGGGCUAAAGCACGAGGACAAGCGCGGUGGCAGCGGAUCGCACAACUGGGGAACCGUCAAAGACGAGCUAACUGAAUUGGAUCAGUCAGCUGUAACUGAGGAGACGCCGGAGGGAGAGGAGCACCCGCCUGCUGAUUCUGAAAACAAAGAGAACGAGGUUGAAGAAGUGAAGGAGGAGGGCCCUAAGGAGAUGACCCUGGAUGAGUGGAAAGCCAUUCAGAGCAAGGACCGCGCGAAAGUCGAGUUCAACAUCCGCAAACCAAACGAGGGAGCUGAUGGGCAGUGGAAAAAAGGAUUUGUGCUCCACAAGUCAAAGAGUGAGGAGGCUCACGCCGAGGACUCGGUGAUGGAUCACCACUUCCGCAAACCCGCCAACGACAUCACGUCCCAGCUGGAGAUCAACUUCGGCGACCUGGGGCGCCCCGGGCGCGGCGGCAGAGGGGGCAGGGGCGGCCGGGGCCGCGGGGGCAGGGCCAGCCGCGGGGGCAGGACCGACAAGUUGGUCAAGGAGUUUGAUGUGAUCCACACGCCCAACCAGUCAAGUGCUUCUGCUCCUGAUGUAGAUGACCCAGAGGCUUUCCCAGCUCUGUCCUAAACUGGAUGUCAUAAAGCCAACCCUGCCCUGGUUGGGCCUUCCUCUCCGAGGCUUGCAUGCUUAAGGAUCCUAAAACAACUAAGAAAUUGAAAAAAAAAAAAAAAACAAACAAUACAAAAAAAAAAAAAAGAGACUGUCAUUCAUACCAUUCACACCUAAAGACUGAAUUUUAUCUGUUUUGAAAAUGAACUUCUCUCGCUACACAGAAGCAACAAUAUGGUAGUCAAGUUUUGUAUUUAGAAAUGUAAUGGUAGCAGGGAUGUUUUCAUAAUUUUUUCAGAGAUUAUGCAUUCUUCAUGGAUACUUUUUUGUAUUGCUGCUUGAAAAUAUGCGUUUCCAAACUUGAAAUAUAGGUGUGAACAGUGUGUACCAGUUCAAAGCUUUCCCUUCAUUUGUGUUCAUUUUUAUUUUUUUUUUUAAUUCAGGAUUUUAGACUUUCCCCCCCCUUUCCUUCCCCCCCAAAUUCCAAGCUAGGAUUGAAUUAUUGCACACUACUUCAGUUUCCUUAAUUCCUUUUUAGCAGAUUUUUCUCAGCCCAUGGAAUUUGUGGAAUAUUAAUUUGGGCAGAUUGUUAGUGCUGUAUGGAAUGAACUCCUGGAGUUAAGUUUUAAUUCUUCAUUUCCAACAUGGAAAACCAGUCCAUUUUUUCAUCUCUGUUGGGUAGUUUUGUUUACACACAAUCUUUCUAGAAAAUUGAAAGCAGAUGCUUGAAAUCAAGAUUCAAAGCACAUUGGUUUAUGAUUCAAUAUCUGUGUAUGGAUCCAGCAAUGGGUAACUGGCCUGAAAACCAGGUUUUUAAAAUUCCUGUAUCCCACCUUUCACUCCCCCUUUGGACCUUUAUUCCCUCCUCCUUCCCUUCAACAGAACAAGAUGCUUUGUUGGCAAAAAAAAAAAACAAAAAGAAAAA